UCCUCUGGACAAGGCUGUUGCUUACUCCAAGCUUCGAAACCCCUUUCUUAUCAAUGAUCUGGCCAUGCAGUAUUACAUCCAAGACAGGAGGGAGGUGUACCGGAUCCUGCAGGAAGAGGGUAUUGACCUGCCUCGAUACGCUGUGCUCAACCGUGACCCUGCCCGGCCCGAGGAGUGCAACUUGAUAGAAGGUGAAGACCAGGUCGAAGUCAAUGGUGCCGUCUUCCCCAAGCCUUUUGUGGAGAAGCCAGUGAGUGCAGAGGACCACAACGUUUAUAUCUACUACCCCAGCUCAGCUGGAGGAGGGAGCCAGCGCCUCUUCCGUAAGAUUGGCAGCCGAAGCAGCGUUUAUUCUCCUGAGAGUAGCGUCCGGAAGACAGGGUCAUAUAUCUAUGAGGAGUUUAUGCCGACAGAUGGCACAGAUGUCAAGGUGUACACAGUGGGGCCAGAUUAUGCCCAUGCUGAGGCUAGGAAAUCUCCAGCUCUGGAUGGAAAAGUGGAACGAGACAGUGAGGGGAAAGAGGUUCGAUACCCAGUCAUGCUGACUGCCAUGGAAAAGUUGGUGGCCAGGAAAGUCUGUGUAGCUUUCAAGCAAACAGUGUGUGGCUUUGACCUUCUUCGGGCCAAUGGUCAUUCAUUUGUAUGUGAUGUCAAUGGCUUCAGCUUUGUCAAGAAUUCAAUGAAAUACUAUGAUGACUGUGCUAAGAUUCUGGGAAACACCAUCAUGCGAGAGCUUGCUCCGCAGUUCCAGAUCCCCUGGUCCAUCCCCACAGAAGCUGAAGAUAUUCCUAUCGUCCCUACCACGUCUGGCACCAUGAUGGAACUCCGGUGUGUCAUUGCAAUUAUCCGCCAUGGGGAUCGCACCCCCAAACAGAAGAUGAAAAUGGAGGUGACGCAUCCAAGGUUUUUCACUCUGUUUGAAAAACAUGGUGGAUACAAGACUGGGAAAUUAAAGCUCAAGCGACCCGAGCAGCUGCAGGAGGUUCUGGACAUCACAAGGCUGUUGCUGGCUGAACUGGAGAAAGAGCCAAGUGGUGAGAUCGAGGAGAAGACUGGGAAGCUAGAGCAGCUGAAGUCCGUGUUGGAGAUGUAUGGCCACUUCUCAGGCAUCAACCGCAAAGUGCAGCUGACUUACUACCCUCAUGGAGUGAAAGCAUCUAAUGAGGGGCAAGAUCUGCAGAGGGCAGCUCUAGCCCCUUCCCUGUUGCUGGUACUGAAGUGGGGUGGAGAGCUGACUCCGGAUGGCCGUGUUCAGGCUGAGGAGCUGGGACGAGCUUUUCGCUGCAUGUACCCUGGAGGGCAGGGUGACUAUGCUGGCUUUCCUGGUUGUGGGCUGCUUCGUCUUCAUAGCACUUUCCGCCAUGACCUCAAGAUCUAUGCCUCUGACGAGGGCCGUGUCCAGAUGACUGCUGCCGCCUUUGCCAAAGGUCUUCUGGCUCUAGAAGGGGAGCUGACACCCAUUUUGGUACAAAUGGUGAAGAGUGCCAACAUGAAUGGGCUCCUGGACAGCGACGGGGAGUCCCUGAGCAGCUGCCAGCACCGGGUCAAGGCUCGGCUCCAUCAUAUUCUGCAGCAGGAUGCACCCUUUGGCCCCGAGGACUAUGACCAGUUGGCGCCUACUGGAAGCACUUCCCUGCUUAACUCCAUGACUAUCAUUCAGAAUCCUGUGAAAGUCUGUGAUCAGGUAUUUUCCCUGAUUGAAAACCUCACCAGCCAGAUCCGGGAGCGGAUGCAGGAUCCCAAAUCUGUAGACCUGCAGCUCUAUCAUAGUGAGACCCUAGAGCUAAUGCUGCAGCGCUGGAGCAAGCUGGAGCGUGACUUUCGGCAGAAAAGUGGGCGCUAUGACAUCAGUAAGAUCCCAGACAUCUACGAUUGUGUCAAGUACGAUGUGCAGCACAAUGGGAGCCUGGGCCUCCAGGGCACAGCAGAGCUGCUGCGUCUCUCCAAGGCGCUGGCGGAUGUGGUCAUUCCUCAGGAGUACGGGAUCAGUCGGGAGGAGAAACUGGAAAUCGCCGUAGGCUUCUGUCUUCCACUGUUGAGAAAGAUACUACUUGACCUGCAGAGAACCCACGAGGAUGAGUCUGUCAACAAGCUGCACCCCCUGUACUCCCGAGGGGUGCUCUCCCCAGGCCGCCACGUUCGAACACGGCUCUAUUUUACCAGCGAGAGCCACGUCCACUCCCUACUCAGCGUCUUUCGUUAUGGGGGGCUCCUUGAUGAGACCCAAGACACACAGUGGCAGCGAGCAUUGGCCUACCUGAGUGCCAUCUCAGAGCUCAACUACAUGACCCAGAUUGUUAUCAUGCUUUAUGAGGAUAAUACGCAGGAUCCCUUGUCAGAGGAGCGGUUCCAUGUGGAGCUGCAUUUCAGCCCUGGAGUGAAAGGUGUUGAGGAAGAAGGCAGUGCCCCAACUGGCUGUGGAUUCCGUCCAGCAUCUUCUGAGAAUGAGGAGAUGAAAACAGACCAAGGCAGCAUGGAGAACCUGUGCCCAGAGAAGGCACCAGAUGAGCCGGACCGGGCCCUGCAGACGUCACCCCAGCCACCUGAGGGGCCUGGGCUCCCGAGGAGAUCACCCCUCAUUCGUAACCGAAAAGCCGGCUCUAUGGAGGUCAUGAACAUGCAGUGCACGGGGAGCCUGGACCUGAUCCCCUUGAGGGGACGGCGCCGCAGGCGGUCAGGAGACCUCCCCCGGCCUUCCCCAGCCAUCGGCCUACAGCCCCGGGCUGUGUCCACCACUCACUUGGCGUCCUGCACACAGGUGCUUUCUGAAACUUCCUCCUCAAGGCCUGGUGGCUACCGACUCUUUUCAUCUUCACGGCCACCAGCGGAGAUGAAGCAGAGUGGCCUAGAGCUGCUGGAUGACCAGCACCCUGUGGUCCGGUUGCUGCGUGGUUUUUCCUCUGACUGCCCAGGGUGCCGGCCGGUCUCCUUGGAUGCCACACUGGCACAUCAUCUGCACCAGUGCUCCUACCACCUGCGCCUCUUCCGGAACUGGCUGCACUCAGGCCAGGAUGACCCCGAGUGCCUCUACGGAUUUGAAGGGUGCUCCAUGGUGCCUACCAUAUACCCCCUGGAAACACUGCAUAAUGCUCUUUCCUUGCGUCAAGUGAGCGAAUUCUUGAGCAGAAUCUGCCAGCGCCACACAGAGGUCCAUGCACAGGCAUCUGCAGCUCUCUUUGACUCCAUGCGCAGCAACCAGGCCUCCGAAGGCCCGUUCUCCCCGCCCCGCGGUCUUCAUUCACCCCCUUUGCAGCUCCAGCAGCGCUCUGAGAAGCCUCCAUGGUAUAGCAGUGGCCCUUCCAGUACUGUGUCCAGUGCUGGUCCUUCCUCCCCUACCACUGUGGAUGGGAACUCCCAUUUUGGCUUCAGUGACCAGCCCUCACUGCAUGCCCAUGUGACUGACGAGAACCAAGGACUUGAGCUGCUCCAGGAGCCCCCUGGAAGUAGAACACAAGAGCUCCCCACAGGAGGGCAGCAAGUGCUUUUUGAACCAAACCAAUCCCCGCAGGAGGAGUCACCUGUGGAAACCAGCAAGCCAGAGGGCCAGGAGAUUGCUGAGGUCAGCCUGCCAUGUCAGGAGAACCAUGACUCUGUUAACCAUACAUGCCAGCCAUGCCAGGCCAAUCAACUGUGCCAGGAAGCCUCUGAGGAAAUUUGGCAGCUUUGCCAGGAGAACCCUGAAGAAGUCAGCCAGCCAAGCCAAGGGAGGCCUGUGGAGGCUGGCCCGCUGGUCCAUGGGUUCCCUGUAGGGGUUGGGAGCCUGGUCCAGGAAACCCUUGUGGAGGUUGACAGGCCAAACCAAGAGAUCCCCAAAGAGUGCAGCCAGCCAUGCCAGGAGUUCUCUGUAGAGGUUGGCAAGUUGGCUCAAGAGGCUUCUGUGGUCAGCCUGUCCUCUCAAGAAAUCCCUGAGGUUAAUAAAAAGUCCCAAGAGCUCCCUGGCAAAGUUGAUUUGGAGGCCCAGGAAGUCCCUGAGGAGGUUAGUCAGCAGUCUUGGGUGGUCCCUGAGGUGAUCAGUAAGCUGCCUAUAGAGGAUGUCCCCCAAGCUCAAUAUCUGCAGAGUGACCCAGGCCCUCAAAGCCAGUCUCCAUUUCAUGACCAGCACUUACCCCUUGCACCAGAAACAUGUAAUCAACCUUUUUCUCAUUAGUGGUGUCACACUUCACCAGCCAUUUGUGCCAGUAGCCUUUUCUGUUGGCUCUCAGCAGCCAGAGAGAGGAGUAGCCUGCCACAGAGGUAUCUGUGAAAGCAGGCCUCUUGGCAUGAAGCAAACACUUGUGCCAGGGCUGCAUGUGGGGAAGGUUAGUUUCAUGUUCAAAACAGCCUUUGGCUCCUUGUUUAGCCGUUAGACUGGAAUGGGAUUUUCUUGGGGUAGUUGAUCUGUCAAUACCUAACCUACUCUGAGCACUGCAGGAAAUUCCAGAUUGUUAAAGGAAAUGGCUAAAAUGCUAAAGACCAGCAAAGGGCCAGUAGGGGCCAACAAGUGUGAAAAGGGACUCCAAGGUCUAUACAGGAAAACAUCCACCACAUCUCAAUGUACCCUUUAAAUCAUGCAUGCCAGGGGCAGGGAGACUCUGGUCUUUACUAGCAAUCCUCAGGCAGAACCAAGAUGACCAUCUGAAAUGUCUGGAACAUAGUUUCCUUCCCAAACAAAUGUCUGUCAUAGCCACUACUCUUAGACUGAGCUUACGGGUGUCUCCUCAUUAUCUCCAGGUGCCCUCUGUGCCCCAUUUCUGCUCCUCUGAGCAAUUGCUCUAGGGAAAAGUAGGUAUUAGUGUGCUGAGCAGUUUCAGAGUGACUCCUGGCGACACUCUGAGGCUGGGCCCUCUUUGCUGUGGGGCUUUUUGGCCUGGGAGAUGCUGUCAUAGACAGAAUCAGGUUCUAUUUUAAGAGAUUAGCACAGAUCAACAUUAUGAAGAUGAGAAUAUAUUUCUAUAGUUUGCAAGGGACAAGGCACAGACUGGCCAAAGACCAAACACUCCAGGGUCCCCAAGAAAAUUGUUUCAUAUCAUGUGUCUUUAGGACCAGAUGUGAUUCUGAAGCUUUUCCCAAAGAUCUGGGGAUACAAGUGGGAGUGGGUAGAAGGGAUAAUGCAGUUAUUAGAGUUGGGGGCCGGAACAUUUUGAGUGCUCAAUAAAUACGAAA
This is a messenger RNA of Octodon degus (degu), 5142 nucleotides long. It is a transcript of the gene Ppip5k1, whose product is annotated as diphosphoinositol pentakisphosphate kinase 1. The transcript has 27 exons. The record is from RefSeq and is a predicted model, not a curated record. Gene Ontology annotation, cellular component: cytosol. Bases 65 to 4147 code for a protein of 1360 amino acids. NCBI's taxonomy places the organism in Eukaryota, Metazoa, Chordata, Mammalia, Rodentia, Octodontidae. Gene Ontology annotation, molecular function: inositol hexakisphosphate kinase activity; diphosphoinositol pentakisphosphate kinase activity; 5-diphosphoinositol pentakisphosphate 1-kinase activity. Gene Ontology annotation, biological process: inositol phosphate biosynthetic process; inositol metabolic process.